AUGACGAUGGUGAAGAAGCCGGGAGGAUGGAAGCAGAGACUGUGGAAGGGAGACAAGUUGGAGCUGCUGCUGUUUGGGAUUCCAAGGGACAUGACGAGGAUAGAGUUCAAGAACUGUUGUGACAGGGAGGGACUGCACUGCCUAGCAAGGGGACAAGUAGGCAGAGAACAUGAACACUUCCGGGUGAAAUUGAAUAAGGGACACAGCCAAGAGUGCUUGGGGGUUGAUAUCGAGAAGCUGUCGAACUACGUAAGGAAGUUUGGAUGGAGGGUUUGCAUCGCGAACAUGAUAGAAACAUGGAAGGUAAGGAGACAAGAGACGAGGGCCACGGAGGCGAAGAAAGGACCGACCGGGGGAGGCGAACAGGCAAGUCAGAAGAACGCCGAGAAGAAGCCGAAGGCGAACGAUAGAGUGCGCAAAAUCUCCAAUAGGGAAAAGCACAAGCUGAGAGUCGGGUCGUGGAACGUGUGCGGGGAGAAUUANCAACUGUCCAAAUACGGGAUCAAGGGGAAAAUGUGGAGAAUGCUGAAGACGACGACAGAAUGUACGACAAGCGCGGUCAUGUUAGACGGAGAACUGUCUCAAUUCUUCGACAUUGAGCAGGGGGUCCCACAAGGUUGCACGCUGUCCUCAACAUUGUUCCAGGUGUUCGUUAACGAUCUGUCGGAAGUCGUAGAGGCAGGCCGGCAGGGCGUAAAAGUAGGGGACACGGAAACAUCGGUUUCAGGAAUGCUGUUUGCGGAUGAUUUUGUCGGUAUGUCGGACACCCCUGAGGGACUGCAACUGCAAAUUGACGCGGCGAAGAAGUUUACUGAUAAGUGGAGAUUGUCUGCCAACGUUCAGAAGAGUGCCGUCAUGNAGGGUAAAGCACGAGCAGGGAAGCUGCACCCAAGACUCGCAAACCGGCACCUCGAUACAGACAUCAAAUUGACGGUUUUAAAGAGCGUAAUUGUACCGCCGCUAGAGUACGCCGGAGAAGUAUGGGAAGGAAAUAAGAAGGUAGUGAAAG
Ectocarpus sp. CCAP 1310/34 is the source of this 1009-nucleotide messenger RNA. The record is from the annotation of a GenBank genome assembly. NCBI's taxonomy places the organism in Eukaryota, Phaeophyceae, Ectocarpales, Ectocarpaceae.